Molecule: messenger RNA, 12763 nt
Organism: Pocillopora meandrina
Lineage: Eukaryota; Metazoa; Cnidaria; Anthozoa; Scleractinia; Pocilloporidae
Source: the annotation of a GenBank genome assembly
AAAAAACUUGCAGCAACUGCUUUCAGCAGACACUUGGUUUGUUUAAAGAAUUGUUUAGUUACAGCUGAGAGAUAUGGCCUCGAAGAACAGGUAAAGUAUGUUUAAUUAUACCGCUUGAGUGUGAGAGCAAUCUUACUUUGAUGAUGACAUGUGGAACUGAUAUGUGCGAUCCACAAUCGCUUCGUUUGGUCAUGAUAAUAGUCUUGUAAAGGUAUAUCACUUCACAAAUUUCCCGGAGCUGCAAAACUAUUUUGAAUGGGACACUCUCAUUCAUAGAGACUGCUUGUAGAAGCCUUGAAUAAAUUUUGAAAUCGAAAUUGGCAAACUGUUAAGCAAAUAUGCAUUACGUAAUUACUUUAAACUAGCAGGAUCUGUGAUCAUUUCUGGUUUCGAAUAAUCAUAAAAUAAGAACGUUGGGUUUAGAACUGAUGUUAGACCUCUAUUUCAGCCAUUUCUGUUUGAUUAGAUAAAACUGUGUGUACCUUUCGAUGUUUGUUGUUAAUCAUUCAAUUAAACAAAACGCUUGGCAAACAGGCUUGUCAACCAACUGAUUAGACACCAAAGCAUGAGUGUUUAGUCACGGACUAGUAACAGAGGCUGUCGUUUAAACAUCGAGAAAUAAACUGGCACGUUGGUAAGCCUUACUGAGUCUAGAUGAAAGUACAAAGGUUCAUCGAAAAAACCCGGCUCCCCUUGAAUUUCACACUUACUCUACACUCUAUUACGUUCGGUUGCGUACUUCAAAAGGUUGACUAAAGGAAAUCUGACGUUUACCAGAGGUUUGUAAUAUGUUUAAGCAAAGCCUUUCAGCUGUUUGCACAAUAGUCUGGACCGCUGGCUAAUUGCUUCGGCUCUGAGCAGAGAUUGCACGCUUAUCUUUUUUUACUUCGAUACCCUAUCGAGGAAGCAAAAUCACAUCAAUUUAUCUUCUUCUUUGGCAGCAAAAGGGGCUGAAAAACUAUUUACUGGUUGUUAGCGACGCCCUCCCAAGUACAUGAUGAAGCUCAUGCUUUUCUUGAAAGUUCUCAUGGAGCUGGAGGAAUCUAGACUCGCGUCAAACGCAAAAGCUUACUUUUUUUUUGCCUCGAGAAACGUAAUAUUGAGCUUGAUAUACGCAUCGACAACUUGGAAUAAUAUAACCAGCAAACCAUAAAAUUAACAUUGUGCUUAACAUUUCAACCAUAGUUGACCUCAUGCACCGCUUAGCUCUUGGAUUAGCUUUCCUUUCGCUGGACUUUCGUUGAACUUUUUAUAAAAUUUGUUCUGACUCUGAGGAAACAAAUCUUUUCUUUUCAUUAUCCGAUGAGUUUUGGCUAACCUUCAUGAAUUAAUGCAAUUUAAAAUCAUUUACGUUAUCUCUCAUAUCCAGAAAGACAAGAGAUAUUCCUGCAAUAGAGGGCUCCCUUCUUGAAAAGCACAUUAACUCUCCCUCUUCCUAAAGAAUUGUGGGAUCCUGGGCCCACAUUGGUUUAAUUGAAAUAUCUCGAGAAAAAAAGGUGUUGUUUACCUGUAAAGCGGAAGGCUCAUUCAAUCGCCAUUAAUUUGAUUUUAUACAAAACUAGAUCAGAUCUUUUCUUUUUAGUUUUAUCAUACGACACCUUCUUUUUUUUGGGAGUGGGGAGGCACAUUUAUAACUGAAAAAAAAUUUUCCUGAUCACUUUUUACCGCCUUCAAAGACCUUACCAUCUAAUUCUAUUUUUCUCUAAUUUUUCGUUAUUGUUGACGGGAAUUUCUGAAUGCAUGACGUCAUAAGGCAAAUUACUUGAAUUCACCUGUUACCAAGUUUGUUCAGAUCAAAACGCUUCCUUUUACGGAAUUGCGCAACAAGCACUUAUUUUAAAUGAACGCAGAUUUUAUUUUGUUGUUUUCCUUUUUUUUUUCGUUUUACACCUUGCUUCAAAUGACCGUGGAUUUUUUUGUCUUUCCUUUUUGUAAUUUUUACGACUUUAAAAGAAAUAAUGAUUCAUACAGAACAUAUUGUGGCAAAGUUACAAUUAAAAUUGGCUGCUUUUGAUGCAUAUGGUUAUCAAAGAUUAUUACAUCGAGAGAAAACAUUUACAACUGCAUUACGUAAAAUUGGCUACACGCUCAAGCUUGAUUUACUUCUGAUUAUAAAAUCCUAGCUACACUUAUAAUGAAGACAGGAAAUGGGACCCGCGAAAUUGACUAAAACUGGACACAAACAUAGUAUAAAAUACAUAUAAGUGAAAGGAAAGUUAUUAUAAUGUGGGCACCUUGGUGGAAUGUUCCUUUUACUACAAUCUUAUUUUAAACUACUAAGUUUUUCCUUUAUUUUGUAGUCUAUUUAUGAUUAAUCUUUCGUCGGACCAAAUUCUAACUGAGUUGAUCUCUCCAUAUCUAGCCGUGAUAACAAGCAGGUUUACGAGGAUCUGAAAGAACAGUUAUCCAAGCUGAGCCGUUCGUUGAAGGUCUUAGAAACUAGGGCACUAAAACAUAACUUCUCGACGAGCGAACUUACUUCAAAAGUAAGUCAAAGCAUUUUCAAGAUACGUGUGAUAUAAUUUGGCUUUAUCAGCUGAGUUUUGUUUUGCUCUGUCUAAGGGUUAGGGCUUGAAACAUCAGCUUUCAAUAAUCUUGUCGUACCACCCACUGAAACAGCAGCACAGUUUCUUGAGAAACUUGACCCCUUUAUUCAAUGUAUUUACACUCUUGAAAUACGUAUUAAUUAGUCCUCCUUUUAUGACAUCUUUAUUUGAUUUAUUCUUAUCUGUAUCCGUUUUUUACGGCGUAUAUGCCCUUAGGUUUUAUACUUUCAGUAUAAAUAUACGACCAAACAUGAAGACAAGUGAUUGAAUGCACUGAUUAAAGCUUACCUUAAAUGUUAUAGGGCCGCAAAACUUCUUCAGUCAAGUUACUGAAAACUGCUAAAGAGAGCGAUGUCCGUCCUCUGAAUAAAAAUGUCCUUGAUGGGCUGGCAAAACUUGUAAGGUAAUAUUUUAUUUCACGAUGAAGUACGUGUUAAACCAUCACGAUUAUGAAAGUAAAUAAAGUGUUUACAGAGAUUUUGUUGAAACUUACAAUGAUUAAGCAUUGACUCUGUUUGGAGGAAGCAUCAAAAUGGCAAAUAGCAAAUAACGAUGCUGAUUAAUAAUACAGUGUCGUAAUAUUUACUUAUGGGCAUGUCUCUCUGUUACAGUGCUCUGGAUACACUCACUGAAAUCCGGAAGCAGAGAAAGUCUAAAGAGUCUAAGAUUCAUGGCGCGGCGGUUGGAAGAAGAAGGAAAUCCAAAAGAUCCAUAAACUUUGAAACAAUAGAGAAUGACAUUACAAAUUACAAGGUAUCAGUUAUCAACUGUUAUUAGCAAUCUUCAUUAUCCAGAUUUCUACUGCGUAGAGGUCUGGAUUGCAAAGGUGAAACGAAAAAAAUUUUUAUUUGAAAUUUGAAUAAAGGGUGGAUAAAAAGUGAAGAAAGGUGCGUGGAUAGGAUCCUUUGGAAAGCUUGUUUAUCAUAAUUAUUUUGAGUUAGACUGGAAUUCUCGUAGUCCUUAUGGUUCUUGAAUGGUGAUUUUCUCGUAAAAACAUUACAGUAGAUCUGUGAAUAGAGCAAGUCCAUCAAUUUUUAUCAUAGAAGAAUAUUGUUUGUGGUUAUUCAAGUUCUAUCAAGUGAUAUUUUUCUUUUUAUAGAUUUUAAUCAGCGAUAUAUCUGCUGAAGCAGAAACAGUUGAUCAGGUGACCAAAUCUGGAAAAAUAAGCCUGGAGGAAGGUAAAAUAACCAAAAGCAAAGAGGAAAAGAUGAGACAGGAAAUUGCAGCAAUAAGCAGUCGGUGGAAUGUACUUUGCAAAGACGCCGUCGACAAGUGCAACAGGUAAAAAGACCCUGGCCGCUAAUCACACAGUCAUGCCAAUUUACUGUUGAUAGUUAAUAUAUCUGAUGUUGGAAUAAUCAUGUCUUUAAAUAACCUUCAUUCGGCACAUCACGCAUAAUGUAUAAUGUUUUAGCUCAUCAAAGAGCCAUCACAAUCAACUCUAAUCUGAAUUUUCUUCAAGGUAUACCGGAGAUCUUUAUCGAAUCCAGAUAUUUUUUUCACUCGACCUCUCACCUCUUUGAGUUUAUGAAAGUAUCCUAAAUGGGGUCAAACACCACCUUUUCUAUUAAUUAUUUCAGCAUCGAAGCGUUCGUUUUGGAAAUGCAAACUGAAUAUUCCAAGUUAGAUUUGUGGAUGAACAAUGCUGAAAUAGCGGAUUCAUCGCUAAUGGAAUAUGACCCAUAUGCAGAUCACCCGGAAAAGUUGGGAACCACGAUUACAGCUGUGAGAUUACAGCUUCAUGAAAACCAGGUUCGCAUCAGUGUAUAUAUAGACAUGAGUGUACACUCGUCACGUUUCAACUUCUAUGGAUGAUACCACAACACUUUGUUUGGGUUUGUUCUGCCAUUUUGUCGUUGUCUUUGCUCCUCUUUUACCCUUUAAAUAAGUAUCCAGCACAUGCCUAAGUUAGGAUUGUUAGGGCCAGAGCCUUUCUAAGACAUCCUAAAUUAGCUAUUUGCACCGGCGGCUUGAAGGUGAGAUUUUGACAACAUUUGAGUUAAAGGUUAAAAGCCAGUUAGCAGACGGAUGAGAAAGAAAAAGAGGAAUAAACAGAAACAACAACAACUACAAGUGUACAGAUUUAGAAUAAUCGAUGGUUGAUGAAAGUGAUUUUCUUGGAAAUCAUGUAAUGCCUCUUCCUGCUUUCGAAUCUUGAAAAUGAUAAUAAUAAUAAUAAUAAUGAUAAUGAUAAUAAAAUAAUAAUAAUAAGUAAUAAUGAUGAUAAUAAGUAAUAAUAAUGAUAAUAAAUAAUAAUAAUGAUAAUAAAUAAUAAUGAUGGUAAUAAAUAAUAAUGAUGAUAAUAAAUAAUAAUAAUGAUAAUAAAUAAUAAUAAUGAUAAUAAAUAAUAACAAUGAUAAUAAAUAAUAAUAAUGAUAAUAAAUAAUAAUAAUGAUAAUUAUAAAACGGGUUUUACUAUACAAAUGUUGGGAACAAUUAAUUGUCUGCAAUGGCCCAAAUCUGAACUUAAUAAGUGCCUUUUUUUUUUCUAUCCAAAGAAAGUCCUAGAGAACUUUAGGAAGUCCAAGCCUAGACUGCAUAACAUGAACGACAUAGCCGCUACACUUAUGAAGAGUGGACGACUCGACGAGGAAGAUACUGACGAAUUGGAACGUGUUAUCAAUGUUAUCGUUGCAAAAUGGGAAUCGAUCGAUAAUCGGCUGAAUGCAAGUCGAGACAGGUGAUAUAUGGAAGGAAUUAGUUUGAGGAUUUGAUAUAAAUGAGUUGUAGCCGUAAACAUAACUGCAUUUAAAAGAUCAUUAACAUCCAAAAUUAUACUGUGAGACAUCUUUAAGAAACUAAGCGAAAGGCAAAAUCUGUCAUUCCUUCUCUUUAUAGGAUUUAUGCUGAGAUCAACAAGUUAAGACAAAGGCUCGUAAAGCAGAGGCAGUCGAUUAUUCGAAGGUUUAGCUCACGGAGAAAUUCAUCGUUUCGAAGGAAAAGAUCCAUGCGGAAAAAACGCGAGGCGCAGCAGAAAAAAGAAGUCGAGACAAAGGUAUUCCUGCAAAUUUGUAAAGCCAUUCCUCUAAAAAACGGUCACUCGCUAUUCACGAAGGAAUGUGAAGGGAAGAAAAGGCGUGAAAUAAGCAUUUCUCUGAAAGAGGAAACUAUUUUCAAUCAUUCUCUUUUGUCGAAGAAAAACUUCGAGGUCAACUUUGGUAGAUGUGUAUCAAAAACUUGCCUAAGUGAAAUUUUAACCAAUUUUUGUUACUAUCUUGCAGGAUCAGGAUGCUAAUGAAAGAAAAAUUGAUAUCUCUAUGAAGGAAACUGUUACCAAACGAACAUCACUGGAUUUGACUGUUUCAUCAGACCAGGUAAGCAUUGUUAGAUUGUUGGUUUUAUCUAAGAACUGAAGAGAAAAACGCUCCAAAACGGAAGCCAUCUUUUCACCACACUCCCAUUAGUAACUGGAAUUUAACUUCUCGUAGCAUUGUCAGUACAUUAUUUAACGUUUAAAUGAAAAAAUGUAGGUCUGUAAGGAAGAAUCACAGAUAUAUAAGAUAAUGGAGGUAUAAGGGCCAAGCAAACUUUUAAAUUGGCUAUAGAUCUGCAUCAGUGUCAGUGUACAGGGUAACAGAUUUUUCGGAGUAAUAUUCUUCGCAAUGAUCUCUUCGCCAAGUAAAACUAAGGAAAUAAGUCAAUAAUAACUUCUACCUCGACUAGAAGACCAAAAAUAAGCAAUUUCUAAAGUGUAAUUCAUACAGAACUCUCCCAAUCAAUUCUGUCAUCAUUUUAUUUAUGCAUCAGAAUUCAAAAGUUGAUGAAAGGAUCCGUGUUUUAUCCAAGAAAGAGAUUGUUACCAGUUCAGCCGCCGUGGAUUUGAAUGCUUCCCUGGACCCUGUGCACGUUGUUGUGAAAAUAGACAACGAUUCUGACGAGGAAAGUCUCAGGUAAAGUUCUGCAGUUAUUUGAGAGCCAUUGAAAGAGUAAAUUAAUCUUGAUCGAUGAUGGUUGGACCUUUUGGCAAGAUAUCAUGAAGCAUUUUCCUAAUGCACUCGCUUUGAUUGUUAACGUCGUCUCUCUAGUAUUCUCCGUUUAAUAUUCAUUUCUUUUCAUUUUUGUGGGGCAACAAAACGAUGGAGGAAAAAGAAAACUGUGUUCCCUUGAGUCUCCUAAAGGGAGUGACAUCUUGCGGGCACUGGCAUGAGACCAUUUUGAAAAAAAAAAAUUCCUCAGUAGAUUUGUCUUGGAGAAACAAGAGUAAAUAGAAAGAGAACAAGGACAGGAGGGGAAGGAGGGGUCAACAUAAAGUGCAAUUGAAAAACUUAUAGCCUCGGAGAAAAGUUAAGGAUACGUAAGCCGUUCGGAUUUAUUUUAAGUUCACAAUCACUGUGGCACAUAAAAGAGUUCUACCUGAUCUUUGAUAGCCUUCGCUUAAUCUUCCAAGCUUUAUUAGCCUUACUUUCAACCUACUAUGUAACUCAUGUCAUCAUAUUUACCAUGCAUGUAUCGGCUAUUGCAAGAAGAAUACCGUUUGAUUUCACCACUAGGUUGGAGAAACAGUCCAAUGCUUUUAAAUCCUUUGACUCAUCCCUUAAGUAUUGCGAAAGGAAUGAGCAAAGUCUUGAGGAGGAGUCGCUUCAGAAAUUUUCAGUUCCAGAGACUAGAAGGAAGGAGUUGGAAAAACAGUUGAACGAUAUUACGGUAAGUGGAGAGAAUGCAGGCAUCUACAGUGCAUAUCUCAAGCGUCUACAUUGAUGCUUAAGCACGUGGAAUGUUUCGUCAGACUUGUUCUUGACACUAUUUUUGACUCUCUUAUAUUGUUGUGACAUUAGAAAAAUCAACUUUCGUUCUUAAGAAUUGUUUUUGAAGAUCUCUGUAUACUUCAAGGCGGUUCGCCUCUUUUUUCAACUUUAUCUCGGUAUGGAGGACAGUACCCUCCCUUCUCACGAUAUACGUUUUCUGCCAUACUCGUAACACUGAAACUCGCCAACAUUAUUAUCCAACCCCGGACGGAAAUACUGUGGAUCUAUAAAAACUUUUAUUCGGAGGGUCUACUUUGCCUUUAGACAGCUUAGGAGUGGCCAGAGCAAUUUUGGUUCCUUUUUGCAAAACACUUACUACGAAUUCAAAUGUUCACAGGAAAGAGAAUUGGCGUAAAUCCAGCAUACUUUUCAGGCGUUUAUUUCGUUUCUUCUUGCCGAAACGUUUUCAAAAUUAAAAGAUUAUUUGCUUUUUUCAGAGAUUUGAGAGGGAUGUCGAGAAAUCAAGAUCUGAGUUUCAUUCACAAGUAGAUAAGUUUGAAAAGGCUAAAGAGGAAGACUUCUUCAAUGAUACUGACACUGAAAUCCUGGGCAAGAGAGUGGAGGAUCUGAAGAACCGCUGGGAUCAAUUGUGGGGGGAACACAUCAAUAAUAAGAAUCGGUAAGAGAUUCACUAUUUUUGUAAGAUAUUAAAAGCAUUGAGUUGUGAAUUAGGAUAAUAAAUUAAAACAAAACGGUUAACCCUCUCGAAUUUUUUCAACUCCGUCCUUUCUACCUUCUCUCCCUGAAAUAAUGUCUCACUUCCCUCGCUUGUUGCCAUAGAGGUUUGGUAGAAGAGUGAAUGGAUGCCUGUAGAGCUGUAUUCGUGAUUUUGAAAUUGUGGAUGAGUCAUAAUAGGUGUUUAUUUUUGGAGCGCGAUCCAUGUGGAGAAUUUGAGAGGUUACGACAUCACUUCCUUUAUACUCAUUAUUUGCAUGAGGUAAAGGUAGCUUCCUUUAGCAUGCUUUCUAUUUUUAAACGCUGCGUAAUCCUAUGUGUAUGUUGAUGAAAAUUGAUUACAAACUUGUAAUCACAGAGUUCGAGGUCUGCACCGAAAGUUUUUCCUCGUCCAUCUAAGCCCUAAGCAACCAACUUUAGCAUGCGUUGUAACUGAGAAAUAUGAUUUUAAAUUGUUUUAUUUUGUCAUCACUGCAUGUAGCAUUAUUAAAGCCACUCUGGACCUUAACGACAAGUCCUUACUGAAGAUGAGCAAGGAGUUUAACGAUAUCGAGAGGCAGAUAAAUAGACCUGAAAUGUACGAAGAUGAGCGGCUUUCGCUUGAAGAAAACAUCCUCAAACAGAAGGUUGGAGCUACAUAAUGAGUCGACUAUCAAUUAUGAGUCUGCUAUCAUCGUUCAGUUUGAUACAAGAUUUUACCAAAAUUAGUCAUUAGUUAUUGUGUGGCACUAAUAAGGCAAAAGUUGGCGGUAAUCCUUACAUAUGCGCUUUGUGUCCACAUUACUUGUGCUGCAAGUUAUUUUACCACAAAAAGGGGUAAAAACUUGGGUUUCUAAUAUGUGUUUGCCUGGCCGCAAUGCAAGUCUCAUGUUAGGUUAUAGUUCGUACAGCACUGUACCGUGAUCCAGAAAUUCACUCAAAGGAUACGAAUCCUUUUAAGGCCUUUAUCCUUGAUUAUUGAUUACUUUAAAGAAGUUACAUUUAUAUUACGUUUGUUUUUUAAAAUCAUUAACUUGUCUAGAAGCUAGAGGAGUAUAUUUUCUAUUCAACCAAAAUGGAAUAGAGAACUUUCAUGGAUAUAGAAAAUCAACAUCUUAAGUACUAGAAGUAAUUCAGAUGUAGCACCUCCUUGAAAUCUUAUUAUUAAAUCAUGGAUGUGACACCAAAUCCUUCGUAAUGAAUUAUGGGAAACGCAACGUGACUAGAAAGAGAAAAGAUGAUUCGUGUUAUGGCAGUGAAAGGUUUCACAAGAAAGUAUACCACUACCUGAGAUUUUCCUGGAGUUUUUGAAGAAUCCCAAACCGGGGUACAUUUCUGUCUCGUAAGGAAUCCUUUACCUGGAGUUUCUCAUAUUCUGCGAUCGUUAAUUCACGUCUGUUAUCGCUUCAUAGAGAGAAUUCUUGUGACUAUCAUUAAGAUCCUACCAUUUAUCGGUGAUCUAAAAGAUAUCUGUUUUCCAACUUCAAUCUCUCUUUGUUAUUCUAUUCACUCAGCGGCUGAUAGAUGACAUAGGAUCAUAUGACAGUGAAAUCAUCGAGGUGAAUGUUUCAGCGCGUGGCUUACUGGAGAGAGGUUCUAUCGAGAAAGGAAAAUUUGAAGAAGUUCACAAGGAAACAGAUUCUCUUAGAGAAAAACAGAAACAACUAAAGAAAAUGUGCAGAGAGAAUGGAGAUAGGUAAAGCGUGAUGUUAUUGAAAAUUAUGAAUGUCAACUUAGGAGGAGCUGACCAAUAAAUAAUUGAAAUGUAUAAUAAUCAUCCUUUUUUGUUUAUAAGAGAACUCUCUUUCGCAAGGACUUCUACAACUACGUAUUUAUAUAUUUACAUAUUAAUACUGUUAGAUUGUUCGUAGUUACUACCGGUGUUCGUGCCUAUCUCUUUUUCUCUUCCCGUUACACUAACAGCAUUUUUGUGAGAUAUUCUGCUCCCUGCAGGCGAAUGUAAUUUGUUCCUUGCAGGUUACUUUUAUCAGAAAGAGUCUCAUAAUACUAGAUUUUUUCUUCUCUAGACUGGCAACGGAUCUUCUUGAUUUUAAUCAGCGGAACAAUAAAUCUCCUGUAGCAGUGGAAGAAGAAACAAUUCAGAUCAGCGAUGAUUACAGCAUGCUUGCUGCAUCUCUUGAUGACUUACUCGCAGAUGAUAUUUCAGACGAGGGAUUCGCGGAACUGGACUCCCCUAGGGUAACGAGUUAAUCAAAUCGUAAAUUAUCCCUUGAGAUCUAUCCUUUUAAAAAAGUUCAAAACAGACUACUUUUCCUGUGAUCCAGGGUUUAACUGUAUUGUGUUCGUGUCUGUUUUCAACCUUGAACUUGUUGCCAAAUGCCUUAAUACUAACCUAGAGUGCUGGCUUAACUCACGGGAGGCGGUCAAGCAAGCAUGUUUGUCUUAAUUGAUUCUCUGAUAAAAACUAAUAUUUUCCUUUAGCUCGCGAUUAAAAUGCAUUUUGAUAGGCAGAGAGUUCCUUUUUAUAGUUAUUGGCGUUGUGCGCUACUGUAUGGCUGAAUUUGACGUAAAUAUUUUUGCCUUUUACAGUCAGUCCUAGAGACAAAGAUGAGAGAUUUUGAUGGACAAGUUCAGUCCAUGAACCAGUGGAUAAAUGACUCUGAGAAGUUGGUAAAUUCACUUCAUGUGGGAAUGGAUCCUGAUGAAGUUUCAAAGAGGAUCCAGGAAAUUAAGGUGGGUUUAAAGAGAAAUUUUCAACUUAGUGUCGAAAGUUAUUUAGUAUUUCAUUCAUCAUUUUUGUUUUCUUGUCAAAAAGUGUCCCUUUUUUAUGUGAAAAGAAAAGGGAUAUACAUAAUAUAUAUUUCCAAAUUUGCACAGGUUUUGAAAACAGGUGUGUAUAUAUAUAUAUAUAUAUAUAUAUAUAUAUAUAUAUACAUAAAGAUAUAUAUAUAUAUAUAUAUAUAUAUAUAUUCUCCUCGAUUACUCAAUGCAUGCAUACACAGGCAUAUAUUUAUGCCUUAAGUUCUCAUCGGUUGCUUUUAAUGCGUAAUUCAAUUAGAACCAUGAGGAAAAAUAUUUGAUAUAAACAUUACCAUCGAACUGUGGAAAAGAUUCAGAAAAGCUUUCUAUUUAAGGGAAACGCAAAAUUUAAAUGGACAUCUGCCUUCUCAAACACUAUGCUGUAACACUCACUGCUUCCUCUGCCAUUCUUCAUUUUGGUCUUGGAAACACCGAUCACAAACCAAACUGGUGAUUGAUUGAAAGGGAGAGUCAGAGGGGCAAUAGAACGCCAUAAAGGGUAUUUUAAAGGAUUAUCGACUAUUUAUGUUCGGGAUUGUAGCUUGUCAGUCUUUGACUUAUCUUUGAAUUUAGCUCCGAUAAAUUCAUGUUUCUUUCUUUUUUGUAUGUUUGCUUUUUUCUCAAUUUUUUGUUGCUGUUGUUUUCCAGAUACGAUGUAGAGACAUCGAAAAAAAGGAGGCUAAGGUGAAAUACAUAAAUAAACUUGGCCAAGAGAUAACUGCUGAGUCCCUUGACACGACUCUUACCGAUGGUGUUGAGGAGAAGCUUGUAACACUGAACAAAAAAUGGCGUGACACAAGGGAGAUCUUAAGUGACUACCAUGACAAGGAUGAAGACGAACACUCAGAAUUUGGAAGUUGCUGUUGUUUUCAAAUGAUAAAGAAAGCGUUUCAGGCGUGUUUCUAUAGUUGAAUGGGAUUUGUCAGGAAACAUAUCUCUUAAAUAGAGAUGAAUUAUGCCUCUUGUUGUGUAAUUAUCACGUCGUCACCACAGCCUCACCCUACAAUUGUAACCAUACUUGCAUCUAUAUACCUUAAUGGACAGGAUGUCAGUUUGAGUAAAUAGAAGAGGACAGACUUAAAAUUUUAAACCCAGUAGUUGAUCAAGAAAGGUGUCGUUAGUCUUUCAGUUAAAGUUGGGGCAAGGAAAAGUUGAGUCCUCAUGACGAAUCGUAAUCAAGACCUUGGGAUUCCGCGCUCUCACUGAACAGAGAACGAUACAGUGAGUAAGACCAUUGCUAUUUUCUUAUUUGACGUACUUCCUGCGCAAUUCAAGGAUCAGCGGUGUCGAAAGCGCCAUGUAAGUGAAUAGAAAAACAACAAGUUUUGACUGAGUUCGAUAGUGGUCUUUGGUAUGUCGGUUUAUUGGUGCUCUUUCAUCUAUGAAUUACUCGCUUUCUUUUAAAAUUUUUAUAUCCCACAGUCACAUAUUUCCUUGCCUUGUCAAUAAUUAUUGUAGAGUCGCUGUAAUGUGAAAGCGGAGGAUAAGGAGGGCACACAGCAACGAAAGAAAGCAACUCGACUUUUUCUAGGCCUCUCUCAAGGCAUCGUCAAUGGAUUUUUACCUUGAAAUAAAGUUUCGAACUAUGUUUUCCAGCUACACAAUAACGUCCGAGAUACCAACGGGAAAGACCCAUCUCUCCGUUGUACUAAAUGAGCAUCAUUGAGUAACCUCUUUUACUUCGUUAUAAAACCGCUAGGAAGUAAGCUCUGUCUACUAUACAGGGCUCUUUAAGGGCUGGCGUGCAAGAACCGCAGGCUCUGUAAUGCAUAUUGAUUGACUGACCCCAUAUAUUUCAACGCAAAGUUUAUUACUAAGUAACUACCCUAAUCUUUGCCACCCAUAGCGACGCGCUUGUUAUCCCAGUCAUUGAUCUGCAGUGUCUUAAACAUAAAGUGAGUGACAUCAGCCCGUGAAACUAUCCAGCCUGACCUUGUUACAGACAUUCCUUCGGCUACCACGUAAUCAGUUCCGGUAAAAGGACCUAAAGAACAAAAAUUAAAUUUGUCUUUAAUCUAAGAGUUUUGAUUAGAGUGUAAUCUUUGCUAAAAUGGACAU